AUGGAAAUGUUCGGCAGCCCUCCAACGAAUAUAUCCGCGCCGUCGCCCUCGUCAGCUGCGCGAGAUCCUCGAGUCCAGCUCCCCACAACCACCGAUCCUCCUGGCCCAAACAAUCCUCCCAAGCAGCUCGUAUGGCUUAUAUUCGGCGUAACAGGCCACAUGGGCCGCUCCCUCGCCAAAGCCGCCCUCCUGCACAACGAUCUAGUCGCCGCCGUCGGCCGCACCUUCGAAGACAGCCAUGAAUCAAUGCAGAGAAUGGCACUCGAAAACGAAAACUGCCUGGGACUUUUAUGCGACGUGCGCGUCCGCGAGACCGUGAGCGAAGUCCUUGAGCGCACAAUUGCGCAUUUCGGGCGGAUCGAUAUCAUCGCGAAUUGUUCGGGGUACGGCGUUAUUGGCGCUUGUGAGGAUCAGGACGAUUACGAUAUUCGCAAUCAGUUCGAGACGAAUUUCAUGGGGACGCUGAAUAUCAUUCAGCUGUCGUUGCCGUAUUUUCGGGACAGAAGGGCUGGGAGAUAUGUCAUCUUCAGCUCUACGUCGGGGGCUCUCGGUGUGCCGGGGCUGGGGCCGUACUGCGCAUCAAAGUACGCUGUGGAAGGGUUGAUUGAGAGUAUGCUAUACGAAAUCGACAGUUUCAAUAUCAAAGUGGCUCUGAUUGAGCCGGGUCAUGUACGACGGGACGAUGUGACUACUACUACUACUACUACCAAACUGACGCCGAAUACAUGGGACAAUCCGCCGCCUCAUUUACCAGCGUACGGCCAUUUCUUCAUCAAGCCCACCAGUGAGCCGUACCGCACCAACUCGUCGCCGGCAGCGCAUGCGCGGCGUUUACUGCUCUGGCUGGGCGAUAAACAGCCUGUCAGCGCCGUGAAAGCGGCGGAAUUGGUAUGGCAAUUGGGGCAUUGCUCGUUUCCUCCGCUGCGUUUGCUGUUGGGGUCGUAUGCGGUUGACAGUAUCCGCGACAGAUUGCGAUGCAUUACGGAGGAGAUUGAGGAUUGGAAAUAUUUGAGUUUUCCGAUUCCCGGUCAAGAGGUCCCCGGUGGUGAGAGUCAUGCCGCCGGCGGCACUCAAAAGUCACCGGCUUACAAGAGCGAUGAGAAUGAAGAUGGUCCUGCGACGGGCUAG
Talaromyces marneffei is the source of this 1128-nucleotide messenger RNA. RefSeq lists its product as uncharacterized. Bases 1 to 1128 code for a protein of 375 amino acids. NCBI's taxonomy places the organism in Eukaryota, Fungi, Ascomycota, Eurotiomycetes, Eurotiales, Trichocomaceae. The transcript has 2 exons. The record is from RefSeq and is a predicted model, not a curated record.